Coffea eugenioides is the source of this 1731-nucleotide messenger RNA. Its product is annotated as beta-amyrin 28-monooxygenase-like. The transcript is spliced from 4 exons. Gene Ontology annotation, biological process: sterol metabolic process. Gene Ontology annotation, molecular function: monooxygenase activity; iron ion binding; heme binding. The record is from RefSeq and is a predicted model, not a curated record. The coding region runs from base 1 to 1542 and encodes 513 amino acids. Lineage: Eukaryota; Viridiplantae; Streptophyta; Magnoliopsida; Gentianales; Rubiaceae.
AUGGCCAUCAACAAUGAUGUCCUCCCCUCCUCCUCCUUCUCCUCCUCUUUCUUUAUAUUCGCCUCCUCAUCAGCUUUCACAGCUCUGGUUCUCCUCCUCCUCCUCCUUUUUCUUUAUAAUAAUAAAGUUGUCAAGCCCAGGAGACGCGACGUUAAGUCUCGUUUGAAGCUUCCUCCUGGAAGCUAUGGAUGGCCGAUAGUGGGCGAAACGGCGGAAUUCUUCCGGAGGUGCAUGGAAGGAGCGCCGGAGACAUUCAUCAAUGACAGGGUCGAAAGAUACCAGUGUGAUCGUGUAUUCAAGACUUCGCUUUUCGGAGAGCGUGUGGCCAUACUCUGCGGAGCCUCCGGCAACAAGUUCCUGUUUAGCAAUGAGAAUAAGCUGGUCCACGUCUGGUGGCCGGCCUCCGUGAGAAGGUUGCUCGGGCCUUGUCUGGCAACCAGCGUAGGGGAUGAAGCAAAGAUGAUGAGAAAGAUGCUGUCAUAUUUCGUUAAUCCUGAUGCAUUCAUGCGUCUUUACUCUAACACCAUUGAUUCCGUCACGCGCCAACAUAUCACCACUCAUUGGCAAGGCAAAGAGGAGGUUACUGUGUUUCCGGCCGCCAAGUUGUACCUGUUCGAACUUGCUUGUCGCCUAUUUUUGAGCCUCGAAGAACCCCAGCGUAUUGCAAAAUUGGCUGCCGACUUCAAUAUUUUCCUCAAGGGGCUCGUAUCCAACCCCAUCAAAUUCCCGGGGACUAGAUUCUACAAGGCCCUCAGAGCAACAGCUGCUAUCAAGAAACAACUUGUAACCCUAGUUAGACAGAGGAAGGUAGCCUUGCAAAUGGGUAGAGCUUCGCCUUCCCAGGAUCUUCUGUCGCACUUGCUGGUCACUCCCAACCAGAAUGGGGCGUUCAUGAGUGAAGCCAUGAUAGUAAACAACAUAUUGAUGCUACUCUUCGCGGGCCACGAUACUUCCGCAGCUGCAAUAACAUCCCUCGUCAAGGCUCUGGGAGAACAUCCUCAAGUGUACCACAAAGUAUUUCAAGAGCAAAGUGAGAUUGCAUCAUCAAAAGUGGGAGCAGCUGGAGAUGAUGAGUUGCUUCAAUGGGAGGAUAUACAGAAGAUGAAGUACUCGUGGAACGUGGUUUCUGAAGUGAUGAGAUUGACACCUUCUGGGAUCGGGAUUUUUCGAGAAGCCCUGACAGACCUCAAGUACGAAGGUUAUGACAUCCCCAAAGGAUGGAAGUUGUAUUGGAGUGCUUCUUUCACGCAUAGGGAUGCAAAUUUGUUCCCAGAGCCCACAAAAUUCGAUCCAUCGAGAUUUGACGAGGGAGGAGACCAUACUUUGAUCCCAUUUUCUUACGUAUCUUUUGGAGGAGGGCCUCGGAUGUGCAUCGGGAAAGAGUUCGCAAAGAUUGUCAUACUCACAUUUUUGCACCACUUGGUUAACAGGUUCAGGUGGGAUCUGGUUAUUCCUGAUGAGAAAGUGGAAUAUGAUCCCACUCCUAUCCCUGUCAAAGGACUUCCAGUUUGCGUUUUUCCUCACAUCCCCAGUGCCCCAUAAUUCCAUUGCUCUGCACUGCAGCUAUUAGUCCAGCAGCUAGACGAGGAGCUAUUAGUCCAGCAUCAUUUCGUAUUAGUUUGGCGUUCGUAAUUCCACAGUAAAAGCCACACUUUUUCUUUGAGUAAUCUUCUGUACUGCUGUCAAUAAUUGUCAUCUAGAAUAAAAAUUCUCACGCUGCUGGCUCUUAAA